AUGCAGCAAAACAGUGGUUCGGAUACGCAACCGUCGCAGGAGCAGAACCAUCGGCAGCAACAACAAUCUCAACAACCGCCGCAAUCGCAGCCGCAGUGGGUGGCGAUGCAGUAUCCGACGGCAGCUAUGGUAAUGCAGCAUCAAAUGAUGCAACCGCAGCAUUUCGUGGCGACGCCACCUCCUCCUCAGCACUACAUUCCUUAUAACCACCAUCAUCACCAGUACCGGCAUCACCAUGGCCACUCGCAGCACGGUCAACAGCAGCAGGGAUCCGGCGGUGGCGGUGAGAACAAAACCGUUUGGGUUGGUGAUUUGCAUCAUUGGAUGGACGAGAACUAUCUUCAUAGCUGUUUCGCUUCCACUGGCGAGAUUGCAUCCAUUAAGGUCAUUCGCAAUAAGCAGACUGGUCUAUCAGAAGGAUAUGGAUUUGUGGAAUUUUUUUCACAUGCAACAGCAGAGAAAGUUCUUCAAAAUUAUAGUGGCAUUUUGAUGCCUAAUACCGAACAACCUUUCCGUCUGAACUGGGCAACUUUUAGCACAGGAGAGAAACGCGCAGAAAAUGGUCCUGAUCUUUCUAUUUUUGUAGGAGAUUUAGCUGCAGAUGUUACUGAUAGCCUAUUGCAUGAAACUUUUGCUAGCAAAUAUCCUUCCGUUAAAGCUGCAAAAGUUGUAAUUGAUGCUAAUACUGGUCGAUCAAAAGGUUAUGGUUUUGUGAGGUUUGGGGAUGAUACUGAGAGGUCACAAGCCAUGAAUGAAAUGAAUGGUGUAUAUUGUUCAAGCAGGCCUAUGCGUAUUGGUGCUGCAACUCCGAGGAAAUCCUCUGGGUAUCAGCAAGGUGGCUAUGCAUCAAAUGGUGCAUCAACCCAAUCCGAUGGAGAUUCUUCAAACACAACUAUAUUUGUUGGAGGCCUUGACCCAAAUGUCACCGAGGAGGAUCUCAGGCAACCUUUCUCUCAGUAUGGUGAAAUAGUCUCUGUUAAAAUACCUGUUGGAAAAGGAUGUGGUUUUGUACAAUUUGCCAACAGGAACAAUGCUGAGGAGGCAUUGCAGAAGUUGAAUGGGACAGUAAUUGGCAAGCAAACAGUGCGACUUUCUUGGGGUCGCAAUCCAGCAAAUAAGCAGUUUAGAGGUGAUUAUGGUAACCAGUGGGGUGGAGCUUACUAUGGAGGGCAGGUGUAUGAUGGUUAUGGAUAUGCUUUGCCAUCACCUCAUGACCCGGGCAUGUAUGCUGCUGCAGCUGCCGCAUAUGGUGCAUAUCCAAUCUACGGCAGUCAUCAGCAGCAAGUAAGCUGAAAUUAAAGACAACAAGUGCAAGAAGUUGUAGCUCUAGUAAGUAGACACUCACACUAGAGGUGGGCAAAAGCAAACUGCCUUGUUGGUUGUUACUCCGUAGCUCUCUUGGUUUGUGUAGAAUUCUUACAUAAAUCCCUCCAAAUGUGGAGUGGAACUGAAUUUUGACCCUUAAGUAGUUUUUUUUUUUUUUUUUAGGGAUUGGAUUCAUUAUUUGUUUAAUUUUAUUAUGUGAGUUAGGGGGGAAACUUGGUGAUUGGAAUAGAUGAAUUGGCAGACGUGUGUGGUAGUGUGCUUGGUGAAUAAAAGUUCAUAAACAACUUCUGCCCUGCUUGGAUUUCAUUUGAGCCUUCCACGUUUAAGUUUGCGGCAACUACAAUCUUGACAAACAAGUUUAUGAGCUUUUAUCGACCAUAGACUCAUUGUCUAACAGCAAUAACUGGAUUAGUGAAAUUCUGUCCAAAUUAUUACCUCCCCUUGUGUGAAAGAUUGAUUGAGAUUGAGCUUUUUCUCAAAUGACUAACCUGUAGAUCCAAAAGCGAACUCCUCUUUCAAUUAGCUCCUUAAUGAUUGGCAACACUGUUAAUGGUUUAUCUUUCCCGAUUUGUUUCUCUACUGUUUUCAGAAAUAAUUAUCAGGAAACCGCCAAGACUAACAAUCGAGAUAAAAUGAAAAAGGGGUUAGUUAUGUACUACUGAGACAAACUACAAGAGAUUACCAGAGCGAUCCCCCAAAACGGAAUAUCGACAGGGAUGUUGCAGGAAUGCCAUGGAUAAGGAAAUAUUCACCGUUUCCUUGAGAAUUUGAAACUAGCAACCACUCUGGCCUAUAGGAAUUAUGACAGUAAAAUGUAAAUGAGCUUUUAACAUACCAUAUGGUAAUAAAUUUAUUAGUAAUGUUUCAGUAAGGGCACAAGUAGUGCGGGGAUAGCUCAGUUGGGAGAGCGUCAGACUGAAGAUCUGAAGGUCGCGUGUUCGAUCCACGCUCACCGCAUUGGUCAUUUUGCGUCUGAUUUCUU
Messenger RNA from Durio zibethinus, 2308 nucleotides. RefSeq names its product polyadenylate-binding protein RBP47-like. Gene Ontology annotation, molecular function: mRNA binding. Gene Ontology annotation, cellular component: cytosol. The record is from RefSeq and is a predicted model, not a curated record. NCBI's taxonomy places the organism in Eukaryota, Viridiplantae, Streptophyta, Magnoliopsida, Malvales, Malvaceae.